Molecule: messenger RNA, 987 nt
Organism: Candoia aspera
Lineage: Eukaryota; Metazoa; Chordata; Lepidosauria; Squamata; Candoiidae
Exons: 1
Coding region: 1-987 (328 amino acids)
Cellular component (GO): membrane
Source: RefSeq, a predicted model, not a curated record
AUGGGCUCCAGCAUUAGCACACUGGACAUUGUGGUCUGUGCCAUUUUAAUCUCAUGCAGCGUGAUUGGAAAUCCAUUGCUGAUUUACUGCACAAGGAGAUGCAUCAGUGAGAAUUCACGAACCUCAUUCAUACUUAUAGUCAACCUUGCGCUUGUCCAUCUUCUGCAUAACUUGGUGGUGAAUGUCUUUAAGAUUGCUUAUGCAUCUGGUGUUGGGCUGGAUUCAGAUAGGUGCAAAGUUCUUGUGUUCUCAUCAACCUUUACUACUUGUCUUGCCAUAUGGUCCACAUUAUACAUUGUCCUGUUCUACUGUUUUAAAUUGUGUCAAGUGGUGCAUCCUCCAUCUGAAGCUAUAACUACAGAGCGUUGGAAGUGUCACUUGGUCCUAGUUGGUAUUCUUUGGGUUGCUGGUUUUGCAGUUUGCUGCCCAUUUUCAUUUUACACAGGAAAAGCUGGCAAAGUGUAUAUGGGAAAUGAAACUUACCAGCAACCCAGCAGUUUCAUCUAUGAUGAAUGUAAGACAGAAUAUAAAACGUAUCAUGUGGAGUUUUUCUAUGGAAAAUUAUUUCGAGUGGCUAUUGAUCUUCUUCCUCUUCUAAUUAUGCUCCUUGCUGGAUUCCGAAUAACACACCUUCUUUGGGAAUAUAAGAAGGCAACAUAUGGUGGCAUAUGGAUUGGGCGUGAUGCUAGUGAAACUGAGGUUCUUAGAGCAUGUAAACUUGUUCUGUUAUUAAUAUUGGUUAUUACUUCACUUUGGAUUUCUAAUUUUAUCCUAAUUUACUGCCUGAAGAAUUUUAAAUUUAAUUACUUUGUGCCACCUGUCCUGACAGUUCUGUCUUCAGGAUAUUCAGCUGUCAGUCCUUUUCUCCUUAUGUUGAUUUACUACAAAGUAAUAGUGAAGGUGAAGUGUUUCUGUUAUAAGGCUGAGAGGAAAACAGGUUCUUUAUCAACUGUAUCUUCUUCUGUAGGCAUUUCUCCAUAUGCCUAG